GCUUUCGCACCCGCGGAGUUAACACUUCUAAUACACGAGAGAAAAAAGGGGAUCAUCGUUAAAGAAUGAAUGAGCUGAAGACAGGAGUAGAAAACCCCUGCGUCGAAGUGCAGAUGGAAUCCAAACCAACAAAUAACGCAGGAAUCUAUUUGGAGGUGGUAAAUGGAGAAGCUCCUGCAAAACAACAAACAAGCCUUGAGUAUCAAGGUCCCGCUACCAAGAAAAAUCCCUUAUCACCAAUAGAUCCUGCACAUUCAGACAAAUUUCUUAAACUUCGGCGAAUGUUGUGGAUUGUUACUGCUGUGGCUUUCAUUUCUCUCGUGACUUCUGCUGCAACUCUCAUCUUAGCUUUGAGAGUGAAAAAUUCUCAGAAUGUUUCGACUUCCCCUACGAUUGUAAAGCACGAGGUAAGAGAAUCGGCACCAUUUUUAGAUGCGUGAAUUCCUAGUCUUCCUCCGGUGAUGUAUACUAUUACGCUGGGACAAAGUCGAGGGAAACACAAGGACUCGGGGAAAACAAAACUAACUGGUUUCGCGAAGGGCCUGACAUUAAGUGUUUUGUUAUACCUCUAGACUUUCACUUCAACAGCAACAAAAGAAUAACCGCGGCGAAUCAAAACAGUCGACUCGGUACUUACAGCAACACAAAGUUAAUUCUUAAAACCCGGCUGAAUAUGAUUUACAAAGUACUUUCCUUAUCUUAUCUGCAUCUUUAUCGUCCACAAGCGGCUCUUUCUCUUCUGGGAUAACUUUGAAACUCGUUGUUUCUUAGCUUGAGGCUUACGCCACUUAGCAUCAUGCUUUGAUCACGUGCUGUAAUGUAUCCUGUGCGGGGUACAAAUGUAUCACGAUCGGACGAUCGGGAUACACAAAAAUCAACCACUGGUAGUCCCUGUUUAGUCGAGAGAAAGUCUAGGAAUAUAACAAACUUAAAGCAUAUGUUAUCUUGGUAAAUUACUUUGCUCAUUUCAGUAUUACGAGAAUUUUCUUAUGCUACUACGGCUAAAUUUGGGAAAGAUGCAACCGCUUUGGUACACAAAGAUAUUUCAGUAAUGGUGUGAGCAAAAGGAAUUUUGGCAUUUUGAAAUUUUCCAAACAGGAAAACAAAACUUUAUCGUCGGCCCGAUUUUCUCGAGUUUCAAUCUAGUUCCUUUCUGCCCGUCCUUUGUCAAACUGAGUCUAUUUCUAAGGCCUGGAAUAAACACCACAAGGUUUCACGGGCUGCAGCAAAACAAUCCUACACAAGUUUUUUCCUAGUCAGUCCCCGGCCCCGGGGCUGGUGUAUUCGUCGUCAGGUAUAUCAUGUACUGCCCACCCCUUUUACCUGAGGACUUUCACAAUGAGAAAACUAUCAGAAUUCAAAGAAACAGUGCUCUUGAUUCCUUUUCAAUUUCCCGUGAAUUUACAGCUAAAACGUUUCUGUCUGUGCGACAAGAACCAGUCAAGUACGAAUUUGAAGCGAUUGUCAGAAUGCCUUGUUGGCCACGAACUAGCACAGAAUUUAAAUUUGGUCACACUGUACUUCCGAGAAAACAGUGAAAUUACCCAUCACAAAUUUAGGAAUUAGAUGUAGAAAUAGAUGAGGACAUAGUAAAAAUAUAUAUAUAAUGGUAAACUUCCUCUGUUUAAAAUCUACUAAUUAAUGAAGGCUCUCAGUUUCCGAAAAUCUAAUGGCCCAUUUUUUUUAUAUAAUCUAAAAACUUUCAAUUUUAAGGCCUUUUUUCACAUGCAAAUGAGGCAUACCUCAUCCAAAAUGCCAAAAGUAAAAAUCAUGUCCUGUUUUGCCACACUUGGUCCUAGCCAGUUUCAGUUGCUCAUAUUUACCGGAGGAACUCUUAUCAUGGCGGUCUUGUAACCUGCCACUUUUAGUAUCCUCUGAGAUCAGUAAGAUUGUACGUAUCGUAAACAACAUCAUUUGUCCAUCCCUUUUAAGGACGAAAAAACUGGCAAAUCAACUCGAGGAGAUUAAGAUCCAAAACACGUGAGGAUUGUUUCAAUAAGCUAAGAUAAGGUGCAUAUGUUUGGCUAGAGUUUUAACGUUUCCCUCAAAAAUCUUUGGGUUAAACACAACAUUACUAGAUGUAUUACCGCGAGUCACCAAAGCCUACAAAAUGAUAUUUGCCAACAGCUGAACAGUAGAAAAAAGAUAGUCUAUAUUUACAGAAAUAUAAGUAUAUGUGAUGUUCUACUCUUCAACCCGCUUUACCAAGGCACAGACCGGACAGAAUGAUUGGCACGAAAGGUUCCUGUGCGAGGUGCAGCCCCUACCCAGGCCAAUCCCACAGCACAUCAAAGUUAAACAAGUGUAAAUCAGUAACCAAAAGACUAAACGGACGAAAACUCUCUUUUUUUCUUUUGGUUUAGAAGCAGCAGUGGAACGAAUAAGCAUUUUUUCCGAUAGAGAAUAGGUACAUAAUUGCAAAGGAAUGGGCUCCUGAUAAUUGUUCGUAUAGUCAUAGAAUGAUGAAAUUAAGCCUCGUUGGUGGAUAGCUAAGGAUAGUUUAGGGAUAGUCGCUUUAGGGAUAGUCUAUGACGUCACCCAUUGUUUUAACCCAGAGAAAACACGAAAGAAACUACUACAGAGAAACUACUCUCCACUAGACUAUCCUCUGCAUUUGACGAGGUGAUCUAGACGCAUGGUUGACAACAAACAAAUAGCAAGCUUCAGCUUUCAAGUUCUCAGCCCCAAAUGUUAACCUUUUUUGUCGACUUAAAAAGAAUUUCAAUUAGUACACAACAUUAAAAAAUUGUCAAUAUCAAACUUAGCUUUCCCAGCGCACUCGCCACAGGUAACAAUGCCCUAUAGUUUUUCUGUUAUAGGGAGAUAAACAAAGAUAAACCGAGGGACUUUUAGUAGCAGGGUAACAAUUUCGAUGAACUUAAGUUGCAUGAACUAAAGUAAAAUUCAAUUUCCUCUGUUACAAGCAUACGCUCGAGACCAAAUUACAAGACCUCGAGAAGAUGUUGAACUCUACACGACAGGUUGCAGAAGAAGCGUCUUGGAAAAAUUUGACGGCGCUGUGGUCCGCAGAGAAUAAUGCAAAGAAAGAAAUUGACAAGGUGUGGACUGCGAUGAACGAAACAGGAAAACAACUUGACGAGAAACUAGUGAAAAUACGACACAACCUUACUGGACAGGUAACUGAACCGUUGUAAAGUUACGACUCAUAACUUCCCGCUGAGUCGGCACAAGCAAUUUUUUUCGUAGGCGGAUCAAUGGCUAAAGUUAUGGUUUAUUUAGUAAAACUUGGCAAAUUUUGAUUCUGUACCAGUCCUUCUGCCAUAGUAAAGAGAAUGGCACUGAAUCAAACUUCGGCAACAAAAAGUAAUUUUGAUCAGGUGAUUUGUCGCGUGACCAAAAGGUAGAAGAAUACUUCAAGAUUUUCAUUCAGGGAAAAAAUUUUACUCCGCUGCUCUACAUCAGUUAAUAACGAACAUUCAGAUAAUCCAGCUGUGUAGUGUGCUUCAUCACAUGAAGCAGUAUAGGCUAUGAACUGGAUACGCAGAACUUAAAUUGAUCAUGAUAUGCACGGAAGAAUUGUCCAGCAAGAUAUUUUAGGUAUAUAUGCAAGCUUUCCAAACUUCCCAAGUCCUUCAGUAUAUGCUCCCCGCAUGUAAAUGAUGACUUUUUAAAAAUGUAAGUGAACUUUUACAUACAGUGUAGCGAGUAAAAUGCCUUCGGCGAAAUUAUAAUUUUUUUUUAUAAUAAGAUCUCCUCACUGCGCGCAGUAUCUCACUCGCGUACUAAGGAAAAACAAGGAUAUAACUUGUGAUUAUUGCAUGAUAACUAGCUUGAGCGAAUGCAGUAACACUUCGCUUGCUGUUCUCAGAUUAACAACGUAGGCAAAAUUGCCGGACCCGUUGGACCUCCGGGACUCAAUGGAAGUCAAGGACCCGCGGGGCCUCCGGGGCCCAAAGGAGCUGGAAACUUCAGCACGUGUCAGUAUAAAGUAAAGACAGAAGCUCGUGGACGAGAUCAAACGGCCUAUGUGGACGAGCCCACUGUAAGUCACUACAAGUGUAAGGUGUGAUACUUGUUUUCUUACUUUGUCAGGCAGCCCCGUUCAAUUGCACCUGACUUAAAGAGGCUACAGUAUGUCACGACGAUAUUCCUCGUAUAUUUUAUGCUAAUUCUGUGUUGAAGUCAUCACUUAAUACUUUAACAAAUUUUACCAGGGGGCACUAACCAUGAUACUUUUUUGUGAUUUUUGCGGGCGAAAGGAAACAGUUUGAAUACCUAAAUAAAAUCUUAAAUAACAAAACUGGUUUAAGCUUGCACAAGGCUAAUGAGAUAAUUUGUAUGCUUCUUAUCCAGUUCGUGGACAGAAGAUGAUUAUUGUUCUUAUUAAUUUUUAGUUAUUCUUUUUACAUUUAGUGAAAAAGUACAACUCCCUAUUUUUUUUCUCCCUUAUAUUUUAAAAGUUGCCUUCACUAGAAAAAGAUGCGAGAGCGUCACACGGCUAAGGAGAAGCACAAAAAACUAACCCUCUAUAUUGUCUUGUUUCUCUUUCCAGGGCCAUAUUAUAAUAGCAGCAACCUGCUCUACAAACUACGCCGAAGAUAUUGAGUUUAGAUCCGCCAUUGUGGCCCAACAAAAAAGGCGAUAUAUAUGCGACUACAAGGGCGUCAAGAAUAGUAGGCAAAACCCUAAGAACUGCUCCCUCCACUACUGGAUAUGCUUAAAAACGUAAUUACGAACAAAUCUACAGCAGAAACAGUUUGAGGUAAUUUUCAAGCGCAAAAGAAAAGACGCCUUGUCUUUCGAAAAUGACAUAUCUGACGCUUUAAACGAUUCCUUUCUACCUCCCCUUUCCUAUCUAAAUUAGUUCCAAGAGUUUCGAUAAACGGCUCUUAUUUUAAUAAUUUCUUAAUAUGCGAAAAGUUCGUCUUUAUAAAGAAAUUCAACAUUGCAAGGUUAAUUAAAAUCUCCUUUAAUCUGGACACCUUUUGUUUAGAGGUUGGUAAUUUAUCGAAAAAUUAGACGCUAUAAUAAGUUGCGCGCCUAUCUAACUUUACAAAGGAGGUGUGAAAAAAUGGUUAGAGGAAAUACUGCAGCGUUUUAUAUUGCGAAACUUGAGCGAAGUCAUAUCAGUCAUGUUUAUCUGUUCCAGGCUAUGUUGUGGUCAGUUACAAAUGUUAGGUCAGGUGAGCUUAAAUCAUAACAAAGCACUAAUCUAUUCUCAGAUAAUUUUUUAAUUACUGGAAAAAAGAAAGAUUUCGAAUGAUCCUAUCCAAGAGGAAAAAAAGCAGAUUUGAUUUUUGGUCACUCAACUUCCGUAAAGCUUCUUCCAACAGAACUUCGAUGU
Messenger RNA from Porites lobata, 5305 nucleotides. Lineage: Eukaryota; Metazoa; Cnidaria; Anthozoa; Scleractinia; Poritidae. The record is from the annotation of a GenBank genome assembly.